This is a messenger RNA of Synchiropus splendidus (mandarinfish), 1818 nucleotides long. RefSeq names its product queuine tRNA-ribosyltransferase 1 (gene qtrt1). Gene Ontology annotation, molecular function: tRNA-guanosine(34) queuine transglycosylase activity. NCBI's taxonomy places the organism in Eukaryota, Metazoa, Chordata, Actinopteri, Syngnathiformes, Callionymidae. The record is from RefSeq and is a predicted model, not a curated record. The coding region runs from base 14 to 1249 and encodes 411 amino acids. The transcript is spliced from 9 exons. Gene Ontology annotation, cellular component: cytosol.
UGUCUGUAGCAAUAUGGCCGCAGCGAUCGAGCGGGGAAGUACUUGUAAUGAAAACAUGAAAGUUCUGUCUAACGCGGUUCCUCUAUCGUUAAAGAUAAUUGCAGAGUGUCCGGUGACAAAGGCAAGAGCCUGUGAUCUGCUGCUCCCUCACAGUCACGUCAGCACCCCGGUGUUCAUGCCGGUCGGCACUCAGGGGACUUUGAAAGGAAUCACAGUGGACCAGCUAAGUGGGCUGGGAUGUCAAAUAUGCCUCGGCAAUACGUAUCAUCUGGGCAUGAGACCGGGGCCUGAGCUGAUAGAAAAGGCCAAAGGGCUGCAUGGUUUCAUGAACUGGGACAAAAACCUCUUAACAGACAGUGGAGGGUUUCAGAUGGUGUCCCUAGUUGAGCUCUCCGAAGUCACAGAAGAAGGAGUCAAGUUCAAGUCUCCGUAUGACGGCCAAGUAAUCCUCCUCACGCCUGAAAAGUCCAUCAGUAUACAAAACAGCCUGGGGUCAGACAUCAUGAUGCAGCUGGACGACGUGGUCAGCAGCACAGUCACUGGCCCCCGGGUGGAGGAGGCCAUGCACAGAUCCAUCCGCUGGCUGGAUCGCUGCAUAGCCGCAAAUAAAAAUCCAGACAAACAGAACCUUUUUGCUAUCAUUCAAGGAGGCCUUAAUCCAGAGCUGCGGAAAACCUGCCUGGAUGAAAUGACCAAACGCAAUGUUCCGGGUUUUGCCAUCGGAGGACUGAGUGGUGGAGAAGAAAAGGACGAUUUUUGGCGGAUGGUGACUCUCUGCACCGACCACCUACCUCGAGAAAAGCCUCGCUAUCUGAUGGGAGUCGGUUAUGCUGUAGACCUGGUGGUGUGUGUGGCGCUGGGGUGCGACAUGUUCGACUGCGUGUUUCCCACUCGCACCGCCAGAUUCGGAUCAGCCCUGGUUCCUUGGGGCUCAGUCCAGUUGAAGCAGAAGCAGUACGCCAAAGACUUCCAACCUAUUGACCCUGACUGUACCUGCCCUACAUGCAAAAGACACAGCCGGGCCUAUCUUCACGCUCUGUUCAAGUCUGACACGGCUGCCAUGCACCACGUCACCAUCCACAACGUAAACUACCAGCUCACCCUCAUGCGCUCUGUGAGACAAGCCAUCGUGGAGAAGCGUUUCCCAGAGUUCAUAAGAACAUUCAUGAAGCGCAUGUUUCCCUCUCGUGAGCUGUACCCGGGCUGGGCUGUGGAUGCGUUGGCGUCUGUCAACAUCACGCUGGAGUAAAACAAGGACCUCUUUCUUUUAUGUUAAACUCAUUUUCCGACUGUUUAUAUACACAUUAUUUUCUACUUUGCUAUUAUACUCGCCUUGUCCGGGGACCAAUCCAAAAAAAUGUUACGGCCUUGUUGUCUGUAAACUGCUCCCUGACUGAACAUCAUACUAAUGUGAGACUGAGUGGGGUUUAAAUGAGAUUUGAAACACAUGAACUAUCUCCUUUGAUACACUCAGUCACUUUUUGUUGUUACCAUGGCUACACUGCCAGAUCCACCCACUUGAAACGGUUCAUCUCACUGUUCCCUCUUUGUGUUAUCCUUUCUUGUAUGCGGCAACUGCAGGCUCCUUCUGACCAGAUGAAGCGGUCAAAAAAAAUGAACUGUCUAAAGUGUGUCUUUACAUGUCUUACAGAUGCUCGACUUGUUUACUUCACGUUGUGUUUUUGCCUUACCGCCACUAGGGGGCAAAAAUCUAUAAAAAGUCAAGUGAAGCUCUGGUUCAGUUCGAAUAAUAAAGCUCUGAAUUUUUCAUAGUCCUCCGACUGACAAUGAUCGUUUUGUCCUCACAGCAAUUUGUUA